This is a messenger RNA of Phlebotomus papatasi, 850 nucleotides long. It is a transcript of the gene U2A, whose product is annotated as probable U2 small nuclear ribonucleoprotein A'. The transcript is spliced from 6 exons. The record is from RefSeq and is a predicted model, not a curated record. Lineage: Eukaryota; Metazoa; Arthropoda; Insecta; Diptera; Psychodidae. Gene Ontology annotation, molecular function: U2 snRNA binding; protein binding. Gene Ontology annotation, biological process: mRNA splicing, via spliceosome. Bases 31 to 777 code for a protein of 248 amino acids. Gene Ontology annotation, cellular component: U2 snRNP.
CGUUUAAUUAUUGCAUUAUCUCAGUGAAAAAUGGUAAAAUUAACACCAGAAUUGAUAAAUGUGUCUAUGCAGUUUAUGAAUCCCUGCAGAGACAGGGAACUCUGCCUCAGGGGCUACAAAAUCCCUCAGAUCGAAAAUUUGGGAGCUACACUGGAUCAAUUCGAUGUGAUAGAUUUCUCGGACAAUGAUCUACGCAAAUUGGAUGGAUUCCCACAUCUGCAGCGCCUGAAAUGCCUGCUACUGAACAACAAUCGGAUUGUGAGGAUCAGUGAGAACCUUCAUGAGUCCCUGCCCAAUCUGGAAUCUGUUAUACUCACUGGGAAUGGCAUCCAGGAACUUGGAGACCUUGAGCCCCUUACACACCUUCCGAAGCUGGAGACUCUCUGUUUAUUGAUGAAUCCUGUGUCCACAAAGCCCCACUACAGGGAAUACAUGGCUUACAGAUUUCCCAAUUUGAGGCUACUGGACUUCCGGAAGAUCAAGCAGAAGGACCGGAAGGCAGCUAAUGAGCUGUUCAAGAGCAAGAAAGGCAAAGAAAUUCACAAAGAAAUCACAAAACGGGCAAAGACUUUCACUCCCGGAGCUGGAUUGGACAAGGCUAAAGUUCCGAGAGUCAACAAUGCCAAUGUUCAGGCCAUCCGGGAAGCCAUUAAGAAUGCCACAUCCCUGCAGGAAGUCGAAAAACUCACGCGAAUGCUGCAAUCUGGGCAGAUCCCGGAGGAAGUUCAAAAUGGAAAUGGAACGACACAAGAAGAGGAGCCAAUGGAGGAGAAUUGAGCCUGGGAUUCUUGUACACUGAGAAUAAAAUUUUUCCUUAAACAAUAAAUUAAUUAAGAAAUCAAGAAAAAAA